Cucumis sativus (cucumber) is the source of this 904-nucleotide messenger RNA. RefSeq names its product protein FERTILITY RESTORER RF2, mitochondrial. NCBI's taxonomy places the organism in Eukaryota, Viridiplantae, Streptophyta, Magnoliopsida, Cucurbitales, Cucurbitaceae. Gene Ontology annotation, biological process: thylakoid membrane organization; chloroplast organization. The coding region runs from base 269 to 793 and encodes 174 amino acids. Gene Ontology annotation, cellular component: chloroplast. The transcript has 5 exons. The record is from RefSeq and is a predicted model, not a curated record.
AUGUUCUAGCUAUUUAAUGAAACAUUAAAAAGAAAAUAAACAAUAUAUUAUGAACUUUCUUUGAACAUUACCCUUUCUUCUUCCUCCUGCCUCUAUCCCAAAAGGGUCGUCGCCAGGAGCUUCACCGCCAUAGCGAUACCUUCCAGAAUCUCUCCUCCUUCUCUCUUAAGAAAGCUGUCCAACAUUACCAUUUUCCGCUACUUUGUAGAGACGAAGCGCAUAUCCUCGGGUUUCUCGUAUCUCAAAAGGUUAUCAUCUACCCCUGUAGAUGGAGAUGCUUACUACAAAUUCUGGUGCGAUGCUACCUCUUCUACCCCCAGUGGGUCAGCAUUGGGGAAGAAUGAAGGCCAACAACUUACCUCUUAGAUGGUAUAGUUCGCAGCAUCAAACUCCUAAUAGUAGGAGACUAUCAAUGGUUGCUAAAGCAGGACCAGUAUUUCUCAAACCAAUUCCAUCUACUCGGACGAAGGGAGGCGUUCUAUGUUCAAGUAGAAAGAACAAUGCUUUCAUUUGUUUUGCUGCUUUGAAUGCUCGAUGUGCAGCAGAGCAGACCCAGACCGUUACAAGAGAGGCUCCUACAAUCACUGUUCUUCCCGGCAAGGAGAAGUCACCACAAUUGGAUGAUGGCGAUUCUGGAUUUCCACCUCGAGAUGAUGGUGAUGGUGGUGGGGGAGGCGGUGGCGGCGGAGGCAACUGGUCCGGUGGAUUCUUCUUCUUUGGGUUCCUUGCUUUCUUAGGCCUUCUAAAAGAUAAAGAAGAAGAUGGGUCAUAUGAGAAUGAUCGGAGAAGAUAAAUAUACUUUGAUUAAACAUAUAAUGUAGAUUCUAGAUUUAUACUUCAAUAUACAAUCUCAAAAUAAACGUUUGUUUCUAGUCAUGUUAAAAUCUCCAUUAAAUUUCUUUCA